UCGGCCUUUCUUCCGCUAGAUCCACCAGAUUAUAUCGCGCACCAUUUUGGCGACACUCCUCGUAAUCCGGUUAUUCCUGUACAAAAUCAGCUUUCGCAAGCGUCAAGAUGCUUGCCACUGUCCGCAAACAGCUAAGGAGCCAUCCAGCUCUGAUCCCCUUGUUCUUCUUCAUCGGUGGAGGAGCAGCCAUGUCCAUGAUGUACCUUGCUCGUCUGGCCUUGAGAAACCCCGAUGUCUGCUGGGAUCGUAAGAACAACCCAGAGCCCUGGAACAAGCUGGGCCCAACUGAUCAGUACAAGUUUUACUCAGUAAACUUGGACUACAGCAAGCUGAAGAAGCAGGGUCCUGAUUUCUAAAGAUGACAUCUGCUGGACCAAAAGCACAAAGACGAGCUGAUCCGCACAGCCCCAUUUUGAACUUCCUUUGGGAACCUGAGGGAUGCAGAGGCUAAACCCGCACAAUAAUUCAUAUUUAAGUUUCCUCAUUGCAUCCUGUUGGCUGUUUGAAACAUUGUUUCUUAUUUCUCAUUUUCAAUGUUCAUCAAUAAAGUGAAGGAGUCUUUUCUCCUCCAUACAGAAAAAAACAUCA
This is a messenger RNA of Plectropomus leopardus (leopard coralgrouper), 588 nucleotides long. It is a transcript of the gene coxfa4a, whose product is annotated as cytochrome c oxidase associated subunit FA4 a. The record is from RefSeq and is a predicted model, not a curated record. Lineage: Eukaryota; Metazoa; Chordata; Actinopteri; Perciformes; Serranidae. Gene Ontology annotation, cellular component: respiratory chain complex IV.